AUGGAAGAAGAUGGACUUUGUGUUUGCUCAUGCUUUUCCCAAUCCUUAUGCAACCACUCAAUAGGAGAUUUAGGUCAGAUGGCUGAAAGUUGGCAUGGAAAUUAUGACACUGGUAGCCAGUCAGAUGACAGCUAUAAAUUUGAGAGAUUGCACAUUGAACCUAUUUAUGAUGCAUUUUUUUGCCCUUUAACAAAGCAAGUUAUGCGUGAUCCUGUUACCUUAGAAAAUGGGCAAACAUUUGAGCGCGAAGCAAUUGAAAAGUGGUUUAGAGAAUGCAAGGAGAGUGGAAGAAAGUUGGUCUGCCCACUGACACUAAAAGAAUUGAAAACCGCUGAUCUAAAGUCUAGCAUAGCUUUGAGGAACACCAUUGAAGAGUGGAAUGCUAGGAAUGAAGCUGCGCAGCUUGAUAUGGCUUGUAAGUCAUUGAAUCCGAGCAGCUCAGAAAGUGAAGUUCUUUUGGCCUUGAAGUAUGUCCAGCAAAUCUGCCAGAAAAGCAGAUCAAAUAAGCAUGUUGCACGCAAUGCAGGGCUGAUACCCAUGAUAGUUGACAUGUUGAAGAAUGGCAGCCGUAAAGUAAGGUGUAAAGCUUUGGAAACCCUUAAAACUGUGGUGGAGGAAGAUUCUGAUAAUAAGGAAAUAUUGGCUGAUGGGGAUACCGUACGCACUAUAGUGAAGUUCUUGUCUCAUGAGCAAUCCAAAGAGAGGGAGGAAGCUGUCUCUUUGCUGUAUGAGCUGUCCAAAUCUGAAGCCUUAUGUGAGAAGAUUGGUUCAAUUAAUGGAGCGAUUCUUAUGUUAGUUGGAAUGACAACCAGCAAAUCAGAUAACAUUUUGACUGUUGAGAAUGCUGAAAAAACUUUAGAGAAUCUGGAGAAGUUUGAGAACAAUGUGAGACAAAUGGCUGAAAAUGGUAGGCUGCAGCCUCUUCUGACACAAAUUCGUGAAGGCCCUCCAGAAACCAAACUGUCCAUGUCUAAUUUCCUUGGUGAGCUAGUUUUGGACAAUGAUAUAAAGGUCUUAGUGGCUAAAAGUGUGGGUUCAUCUUUGAUCAAUAUCUUGAGAAGUGGUAAUAUGCAGUCAAGAGAAGCUGCUUUGAAAGCUCUCAACCAAAUUUCAUCUUGUGAGGCAAGUGCCAAGGUGCUGAUAGAGGCAGGAAUACUUCCGUCUCUGGUCAAAGAUCUCUUUACUGUUGGAACUAAUCAGCUUCCUAUGCGACUGAAAGAGGUUGCUGCAACAAUUCUUGCUAAUGUCGUUAACUCAGACUAUGAUUUUGAUUCCAUCCUGGUUGGACCUGAUCACCAGACACUAGUCUCAGAAGACAUAGUCCAUAACCUACUACAUCUCAUUAGCAACACUGGCCCAGCAAUUGAGAGCAAGCUUCUCCAAGUUCUUGUUGGGCUCACUGGCUCUCCUUCUACUGUUAUUAGUGUCAUUGCCGCCAUUAAGAGCUCCGGUGCCAUUAUUAGUUUGGUGCAGUUUAUUGAGGCUCCACAAAAGGAAUUGCGUGUGGCUUCCAUUAAACUUCUCCGGAACCUCUCCCCACAUGUUGGUCAGGAACUAGCUGAUGCCCUACGUGGCACAGUGGGCCAACUUGGCAGCCUAAUUAAAGUCAUAUCGGAAAAUAUUUCAAUCACAGACGAACAAGCAGCAGCCAUCGUCCUCUUAGCUGAACUUCCAGAGAGGGAUCUAGGCCUCGCCCGGCAGAUGCUAGAUGAUGGUGCCUUUAAGCUGGUGUAUUCCAGAGUAGUUAAGAUCCGGCAAGGGGGGAGUAAGGGCGGUCGCUUUGUGACACCAUUUCUAGAAGGACUUGUACGGGUUCUAGCAAGGGUUACACUUGUGUUAGCUGAUGAGCAAGAUGCAAUUGCACUGUGUCGUGAGCUUAAUCUUGCUGAACUCUUCAUUGAACUUCUACAAACCAAUGGACUGGACAAUGUACAGAUGAGUUCUGCCACAGCAUUGGAGAACUUAUCACAAGAAUCCAAAAAUUUGACAAGAUUGCCUGAGUUGCCUACACCCGGUUUUUGUGCCUCAAUCUUUCCGUGUUUUAGCCAACAACCUGCCAUAAAUGGAUUGUGUCGGCUCCACCGCGGGACAUGUUCACUUAAAGAAAGUUUUUGUCUCUUGGAGGGACAGGCAGUGGACAAAUUGGUGGCUCUUCUUGACCACACAAAUGAGAAGGUGGUUGAAGCAGCACUUGCAGCACUCUCCACUUUAUUGGAUGAUGGGGUUGAUAUCGAACAAGGUGUUUUGCUGUUGUGUGAGGCAGAGGGGGUGAAACCUAUUCUUGACGUGCUAUUAGAGAAACGGACAGAGAACCUGAGGAGGAGGGCAGUCUGGGUAGUUGAGAGACUAUUGCGGAGUGAUGAGAUAGCGUAUGAAGUUUCUGGAGAUCCAAAUGUCAGUACUGCACUUGUAGAUGCCUUCCAGCAUGCUGACUAUCGAACCCGACAGAUAGCUGAACGUGCCCUGAAACAUGUUGACAGGUUACCAAACUUCUCUGGUGUCUUUCCAAACGUGGGAUAG
This is a messenger RNA of Prunus armeniaca (apricot), 2520 nucleotides long. The record is from the annotation of a GenBank genome assembly. Lineage: Eukaryota; Viridiplantae; Streptophyta; Magnoliopsida; Rosales; Rosaceae.